UUGAUAACUAAUUGUCAAAUUAAUAUUGUGAAUUGUGAUUAGGCAGGUUGUCAGAUUGUUUGUUAUGGUGUGGCGCCAAGAAAGAAUAUUUUACUGUGGUUUACUGCAAAUAAUGAUUAUAUAAUAUUUACACCCAUUUUUAAUAAUAUAAGAAACAAAAAUGACAAACGAAACUAAAUUAUUUGAGAAUUUCUCAAUAUUGUGUACCAACCCUAAGGUUCAAGCCUUGGAAACUACAUUGCUUCAAUCAUUUGCUAAUUUCAAAGACAUCCUGUUGGAAUAUGAAGAAAUAGUUUCAGAAUUAGAAAGCUACAAAAGUCAAAUUUUUAUACAGAAAGAAAAAUGUGAAAGCAAAUCUUGUACAAGUUCGGAAUCUUUAAAACAAAUUAUUAAUGAAAAGGAUAAAAUGAUUCAAUCAAUUGCAAAUAUUUUAUUAGAAAUAAAUGAAACAAAAAACUUAGACAUUAUCACAGAUGCAUUAAAAAUUAUAUCUGGUGAGAUUUCACCAUUGAGCCAAAAAUCAUCAUCGGAAGCCCUAUCUCCUGUCUUUGAACCAUCAAGUAUAUAUGAUAAAAUAUCAAGUAAUUUUGAUAAAAAAUUCACGUCCACACCUGAAGUUGAUAGCAUUCCUUCAGGCAGGAAAAGUCCUAUCAUAGAAACUAAAAAGUUUCGGAUAACUCCAGAUGUGGCUGUUGAGAAUGUUGUACAAGAAAAAAAGAAAUGUCCUGAAAUAUGGCCAACCCCAGAGAAAAAGAUGUUAAAGCUUGUCUUUCCUACGCCGGGGAAGAGCAAAUCAAAUGUUAAACUGAGACAGGCUCGCUUGAACUUUGUGAAGGAGAAAGCAACAACUGUUGUAGAUCUCACAUGUUCUCCCAAGGAAUCUGACUAUUCCUCUAACAGUAUGUCACAGGGUAUCAAAAAGGAAGUAUUUGAAAAUGAUGAUACAAUUCUUCCAUCGCCUACAAGCGGACCUAUUAAUUUCUCUUCAGUAUAUAAAUCAAUAUGUAAAAGCAGUCCGAAAAAGGCAAAAAAAUCACUAUCAUUAAAUAAACUAAUAACAAAUAAGGAAAUUAUUUGGGACAAUAAAGAAAAUAAAUCUAUUAAAGUUGAAGAUAGAACUGAAGAUGAUUUUGAAGAAAGUAAUGUUUUAAAAGAAUCAAAUAAAUCCAAUACAACACCUAAAAAAUUCAACACACCGUUAUCAAAAUUUAAAUUGAAAACAGAAUGCACCACAUUUGUUGAUGAAAACGAUGAGAAUUUGUCCAAAGAAGUUACCAUAGAUAAAGAUAUUGAAGAAUCUAUUAAUAUUCUAAGACAUUAUCCAGAAAGGUUCACUAAAAGUCCAUCAAAGCCACAAAGUCCAAUGUUGAACUUGCAAAGUCAGGAAGCAAAUGAAAGCAUAUCUCUAUUGCAGAGAAUUAAUCAGUUUGAUAAAAAACAAGAUGGCGGACAACCGUGCAGCCCAACUAAAAGACCAUCUUCACCGAGCGAUAUACAAGCCAGCUUGUCAGUUCUAAAUAACAAUUUCAACACAAAAGUAUCUAAUAAAGAUAGCAAAAGAACGAAACCAAUUCCGGUUGAGCCAAUAUUUAAAGAGCCGACUGUGAGAAAAAAAGCUGAGAAACUUGCGUUACCCGGGUGGAGUUGUGAUGAAUGUAAACAGUUCUACGAUGAAUUAUACAAAGACAAUCCGGAAAUGCUGCGUCAGAAGAUGUCAGAGUGCUCGCGACACCGCGGACGACGCGACCCCGCGCGGCCCCGCACUCCGCCCGGGUACUGGCAGCCGCGCUGGCAUGUGCCCAACGAUACAGACGAGUUCAACCGACUUAACAACGCUAUAUGAAACUC
Molecule: messenger RNA, 1848 nt
Organism: Papilio machaon (common yellow swallowtail)
Lineage: Eukaryota; Metazoa; Arthropoda; Insecta; Lepidoptera; Papilionidae
Product: protein gamma response 1
Exons: 12
Coding region: 161-1843 (560 amino acids)
Biological process (GO): DNA double-strand break processing involved in repair via single-strand annealing; double-strand break repair via homologous recombination
Cellular component (GO): site of double-strand break
Molecular function (GO): double-stranded DNA binding; damaged DNA binding; flap-structured DNA binding
Source: RefSeq, a predicted model, not a curated record